Epinephelus lanceolatus (giant grouper) is the source of this 1841-nucleotide messenger RNA. RefSeq names its product NOP2/Sun RNA methyltransferase 5 (gene nsun5). Gene Ontology annotation, biological process: rRNA base methylation. The record is from RefSeq and is a predicted model, not a curated record. Lineage: Eukaryota; Metazoa; Chordata; Actinopteri; Perciformes; Serranidae. Gene Ontology annotation, cellular component: nucleolus. Gene Ontology annotation, molecular function: RNA methyltransferase activity.
GAGUCACGACCCUCCGUUUGCCAUGUGCAUGGUGGAAAAGUAAGUGUGAAGCUGUAUUUAUUAAACGUAAAUAAAGUAAGCAAAGCCGCUCGCUGUACCCGCAUAGAGAGGAGGAAGCUCCGGCAGAACGAGGGAUGUGUCAGGCCAGUUGUCAAAAGAAAAACACUACAGCGUAAGUUAGCCGAUAAGCUAACGGAGUAGUCGUUAGCUAGCUGAAGUUAGGUUUCGCCAUGGCUCUGUACUUGAAAGCCGCUGAGAUCCUGGAGAAAGCCGAGAGUAAGCAGGGCGCUUUGAAAACUCUGGUUUACGACAGCAAAUUUUCCAACAUCAAGCAGCUGUUCGCUCUGGUAUGCGAAACUCAGAAGUUUUCCUCCGUCCUGGAGGAGAUCAUCGAGUCCACCAAGCUGCUCAAACAGACCAAGCUGAGGAUGCCCCUGGCCAAAGUGCUGGUGUAUGACCUGCUGCUGGGCCAGGGGGUGAAGUGCGGCGGCUCCUGGAAGACCAUGAUGAUGAAGCAUCGCCCUAGACUGCAGGCGGUGCUGGCCCGCAUGAAGGUGAAGAAGAAGGUCAGCAGGAAUGAGGACCUGCUCCCGGCCAGCGUCCAGCAGCGUGUUGGGGACCAGCUGCCCAGGUAUGUGCGUGUCAACAUCCUGAAGACCACUGUAGAGGAUACUGUGGACUAUCUGAAGAGAGAGGGCUUCACCUACAGGGGACAGGCCUCCAGGCUGGAUGACUUCAUCCUGAAGGAGAAGAACUUUGUGAAGGACCUGCAUCUGCCAGAGCUGCUGGUCUUCUCUCCUAAAACUGACUUCCAUGACCACUUCCUGUACAAGGCCGGACACAUCAUUCUGCAGGACAAGGCCAGCUGCCUCCCAGCGUACCUCCUCAACCCCCCGCCUGGCAGCCAUGUCAUUGAUGCCUGCGCUGCUCCUGGCAACAAAACCAGCCACCUGGCAGCCAUCAUGAAGAACAAGGGCAGACUGUUUGCCUUUGAUUUGGAUGCCAAGCGUCUGGCCACCAUGUCCACUCUCCUGCUCCGAGCUGGGGUCACCUGUCAGCAGCUUGCCAACGAGGACUUCCUGAAGGUAGACCCUGACAGCCCGCAGUUUAAAGAUGUGGAGUAUGUCCUGCUGGAUCCAUCUUGCAGUGGGUCAGGUAUGGUGUGUCUACGGGACGACCCGUCCUCUGAUGACCAGGAGAAGGUUCAGGCUCGUCUGGCCUCCUUGGCCUCCUUCCAGCUGCGGUGCCUGAACCAUGGCCUCAAGUUCCCUCGCCUGAAGCGCUUGGUCUACUCCACCUGCUCCAUCCACAGCCAGGAGAACGAGGACGUUGUCGCUGCCUGUCUGCAGCAGAACCCCAACUUCAGGUUGGUCCAUCUGCUGCCUCAGUGGCCUGAACGAGGCCUGCAGCCGCUCACUCAUUGCCUGCGUGCCAGCACAGCCAAGACCCGCACACACGGCUUCUUUGUGGCUCUGCUGGAGAAACACAGUGAGGCUGCGAACAAGAAGCAGGAGCCAGUGGUUCAGAUAAGCGAGCCAGAGGUGACACCACCCAGCCCGCCCACCUGCGAGAAAAGACCUGCAUCAUCAGAGGAAGAGUCUGAAGCUUCAGAGACGGAGGACAAACCGACACCUGCAGAAGGACAGGCUGAAGGCACACCUGGCAAGAAGAAGAGGAGGAAGAGGAAAAAGAAGAAGAAGAAGAAGGCAGCGGCAGCAGUGGAGUGAUGAAGAGUUUGAAACUGGACUGCUAUAGCAUGUUGUCUGGAGGGAGUGUGUUAUGUAGAGAGCUCCAUUAAUGUGGAGAAUGUGACGGAAAAGUAAAGAUUAUUUUUUACUGUA